This is a messenger RNA of Chinchilla lanigera (long-tailed chinchilla), 759 nucleotides long. RefSeq names its product oocyte secreted protein 2 (gene Oosp2). The record is from RefSeq and is a predicted model, not a curated record. Bases 1 to 759 code for a protein of 252 amino acids. NCBI's taxonomy places the organism in Eukaryota, Metazoa, Chordata, Mammalia, Rodentia, Chinchillidae. The transcript has 6 exons.
AUGAAGUUCUCCUUGGCCUUAGCGGUCUCGAUUCUCCUCCCUGUCUUCACUUGGCCUUGUGCCGACUCUCUUGGCAACGUGGAUGUGAAGAUAGAGUGUUCUCAAGACUGGGUGAUGGUGUCCGUCAGCCCACACAGAUACUGCAAAGGCAACCCGUACAUGUUCCCAGAUGAGCUGGUUCUGGGCCUGGGCUGCCCUGUGACUGAGAUCCAAACGUAUGUGUAUCGUUUUGUGUACCUUGUUAGUGCCUGUGGCAUCAGGACCCAGGUGAUCCUCGAAAACACUCUUCUUAUUCAAACAGAGCUGCACUAUACCCCGAGGGAUGGUCACGGUGACCCUGAGAUGAUCCCUUUGUUAUGCUUUACCACUACGAAAUCAGUGUGGAUUACUCCAGUUUCUGCUGAGGAUGACGUGAAAUUGGAGCCCACUCCUUUUAUGUCUGACUUUCAGACAACACCAGAAGAGUUAGGGUUAUUAAAUUCUGGUCAGAUGUGGCCCCCGUUGAAUGGAAAAACGAAGACUGGUCACUCGGGUGAUCAAUGUUGGAAAACAAUUUUUCAGGCCACCCAGGUCAUGACUGUAGCAGUGAUCCUGGCUCUGGGUGUUUUCCUAGGUUCCCUGGGGUACUUGUCCCAUCUCUUCAGCCACGACUUUUUCUUCACCUUUUACGCCGGCUACCCCUUCCGGGGCUCUGUGUUUGUUCUAGGGAUGAUGGACGUGCCUGAAGCCCUAGGAAGCGCCCUUGAGGAAAUGCAGUAG